Messenger RNA from Lottia gigantea (owl limpet), 1191 nucleotides. RefSeq lists its product as hypothetical. Gene Ontology annotation, molecular function: protein binding. NCBI's taxonomy places the organism in Eukaryota, Metazoa, Mollusca, Gastropoda, Lottiidae. The transcript is spliced from 11 exons. The record is from RefSeq and is a predicted model, not a curated record. The coding region runs from base 1 to 1191 and encodes 396 amino acids.
AUGUCGACUUUACAGCAAGUGACUGGUAUUCGGGGCUCUAAUAGUGCUAAAACGAGAAUCACUAGAAGGAUAAAGGAUAAUGGGAAUAACAAAGUCAGUAACUCUGAAUUGACGGGACUGGAAAACAGAGAGGAUUCAUUUGAUGAAUAUGGUCACUUAUCUCCUGUUGAAGACGAGAGCCUUGAAAAUAAACCGGAGAAGCUUGACACUACAGAUAUCCAAAUGAAAUUGUAUAAACGAGAAUGUGGGAAAUUAGGCGUCAUACCAAUUGGUGCUUUUAUGAGGAAUCCCUGUAGUUCAGAAUUAAUAGUUAAGCAUUAUUCCAUGGGACCCAACGGUGCUAAAGCUCUAUCUAUUCCAUUAAUGUUAGAUUCAAGUUUGGUCCAUUUAGAUUUAGAAGGAAAUGAUAUUCAAGAUAAAGGUCUAGCUGGUCUCAGUGAAAUGCUUUUAGAAAGUGUUACAGUCAAAUUUGUGAAUCUAUCGAAGAACAAUCUAGGUCAUAAAUCCAUCUCCAAUGUUCAGUCACUCUUACAGAAAAAUAGAUUCAUAGAAAGCAUUUAUCUUGCAGAUAAUGGAUUCUCGGACGUAGAUGCUUCAGCUUUUUCUGAAAUUUUAAAGGAAAACAAGACCUUAAAGAAGUUAGUAUUGUCCAAUAAUGAUUUUGGGGAUGAAUCUGGAUUAGUUUUCGGAAACGCUUUAGCAAUAAAUGAAACAUUGGAAUAUUUAGAUCUAAGUUGGAACAAAUUUAGAGGUAAAAGUGCAGCUGAUCUAUUGAAAGGCAUCAAGGAAAAUGUCAGUUUGAAAUAUUUUAACCUAUCCUAUAAUGGGUGUGGAAAAACAGGCGCUAUAGAAAUAGCUUCAACAUUGGUUACCAAUUCUACAUUAGUGGAACUUGAUCUUACAGAUAACAGAUUGACUGAUAUUGAUGUUCAAAUCAUUGUUUUUCAACUUGAUAAAAACGAAAGUCUUCAAAAACUCAGGCUAGGAGAUAAUCUGAUCACAGCCAAUGGAUGCUUGGAGUUAAUCAAAAAGCUAAAAACUAUGGAGAACCUGACUUUAAAAGAACUUGACCUAAAGAAUACAAACGUUAACCAGGAAUUUCUUAAUGAAAUUGAAGAGUACAUGAAACUUGAAAACCCGAUGCCAGAAAUAAAAUAUGGAAUAUGCCCCACUAAAAGAGAUUUCUUGUAA